ACUGACAAGCCACCCCAGUCAACCAGUUCCUUAACAACCCUUGAGUAGAGCGGACAGACUACCCAGAGGACAGACAUAUAGACAGAGACCAACAGAGACAGUGAGAGGGACAGAAUAUGCUCUUCCUGGCCCUUUUCCUGGGCAUCAUGCUCUGCACAGCACAAGAGCGAAGUCCUCCAGUAAUCAGGCUGAACUCUGUGUUGCUGAGGGAGGCUGAGAGGACUUUGCUUUUAGGAACGUCAUUCACCUUGACCUGCGAGGGGGACAGCACAGCCACCUGGUCUACCACAGCGUUCAAAAGGAGGAACUCUAAACAGGGGAGUAUGAUUACCAUCAAGUACCUUACAGCAGACUACACUGGCACAUACAAGUGUGUGUAUGACAACCAACCAGACCUGUUCUCAGAGGUCCACAUCUAUGUGAAAGAUCCCAAUAACGUCCUGGUAACCCCCCGCAACAUGAGAGAUGUUGAGGAGGGCGGGGAUCUUCUCCUCUGUCAGCUGACAGACCCCAGUGCCACAGACAUGUCCCUCCAUAUGGCCAACGGAGACCCAACACCCCCCGACAUGAAUUACACUGUCAAUCCCAGGAGAGGGAUCCUCAUCAGACACCUUCUGACCAGCCACAGUGCAAACUACAUAUGCAGCGCAAAGGUCAAUGGGGUCACAACACGCUCCAAAGACAUCACUAUCAAUGUCGUUCAAAGGUUGCGUUGGCCACCGUCUGUGUUAAUUGAGGUAGAUGGGUAUGUUAGUAUUGUUGGAGAGGAGCUCCUCAUCCCCUGCAUCACCAGUAAUCCUAACCACUUCUACAACGUCACCUGGAAACACUCCUCCCUCAAAACAUUGAACGUCUUUCAUAAAGUAAUACAGGACAAGCAGGUCCACAUCACCAGUACUGUGACUAUCCCGGCUGUGACCAUGUCUGACACAGGAAACUUCACCUGUACAGCCAUCAAUGAGGCUGGGGCCAACAGGUCCACCACCUACCUGGAGGUCGUAGAUGAGCCUUACAUUAGGUUCAUACCCCGCCUGUCACCCAAUCUAUACCAAAAUGGCUCCUUAGUCAAUGUGAAAGAAGGGGAGAACCUUGAGAUAAAUAUUCUGAUCGAGGCCUAUCCCCAAAUCAAGAAGCAUUGGUGGGACGUGCCCAUGUCUCACAGUCACAACAUCUCCACUCAUGGUGACAAAUGGACCGCCCAAGACAAUAACAGGUACGAGAGCAGCCUGCUGCUACACAGAGUCAGGUCUGAGGAGAGGGGCCAGUACACCCUCCACACCAGGAGCACGCGCCUCAACAGCUCCAUCACCUUCAAUAUCCAAGUCUACCAGAAACCCAGUGCGAUGCUCAGCCUGAAGAAUUCUACCACCCUGAUCUGCACCUCCUCUGGAUACCCAGCUCCCACAAUCCUCUGGUACCAGUGCCCAGGAAUACAAAGCACGUGUGAUGGGGACAAUGACACCGUGGAGGUGCAGCCUCUCUUCACCAGCACCAUGGAGGUGCAGAGUGAGCUGACCCUCAGUCCCUCAACUGAGGAGUUCACCGUGGAGUGUGUCGCCUUUAACUUUGCUGGCAAAAAUCGGGACAUCUUCAUAUCGCAUGUUGUUGCUGCCACUUCAAAAGCAUUUGUAAUGUCCGAGCUGUUCACCCCCACUCUCAUUGGAGCCACCAGCACAUCAGCCCUUCUGUUCCUUCUGCUUGUCAUCGUUCUGUACAAAUACAAGCAGAAACCCAAAUAUGAAGUCCGGUGGAAGAUCAUCGAGGCCAAUGAUGGGAAUAACUACACCUUUAUUGACCCUACUCAACUUCCUUAUAACAAGAAGUGGGAGUUCCCUCGUGAUAAGCUGAAGCUUGGCCAGAUUCUGGGAGCAGGGGCUUUUGGGAAAGUUGUGGAGGCCACUGCCUAUGGUCUGGGGACCGAUGACAACAUGACCACCCGUGUGGCAGUAAAGAUGCUCAAGCCAAGCGCCCACUCAGAGGAGAGAGAAGCUCUGAUGUCAGAACUGAAGAUCCUCAGUCACCUGGGAUGUCAUGACAACAUUGUUAACCUGUUGGGGGCGUGUACUCAAGGAGGCCCAAUGCUGAUGAUCACAGAGUACUGUAGCCAUGGCGACCUGCUGAACUUCCUGCGUGGCAAGGCCAAGCUGUUCCUGGACUCCAUCCUGAGUGGACCAGAGGUUCCAGGGGAUAGUGAUCACUACAAGAACACAUGUAGCCAGGAGUCUCGUGUCAGGAGUGACAGUGGGAUCUCCUGCUCCAGCUCAGACAACUACCAGGACAUGCAUCCAGCGCAGAGGCCCAAAUACUGCCCUAUGGGUUCUUUAUGUGAGGAUCCAGAGACAGACACCUGGUCGCUGGACAUAGAAGACUUGUUGAGGGUCUCCUAUCAGGUGGCUCAGGGAAUGGACUUCCUUGCAUCCAAAAACUGCAUUCACAGGGACGUGGCCGCUAGGAACGUCCUAUUGACCGGUGGCCACGUGGCUAAGAUCUGCGACUUUGGGCUCGCUCGAGACAUCGAGAAUGACUCCAACUAUGUGGUGAAAGGAAAUGCCCGUCUGCCAGUGAAGUGGAUGGCCCCCGAGAGCAUCUUUGACUGUGUGUACACAGUGCAGAGUGAUGUCUGGUCCUAUGGGAUACUGCUGUGGGAGGUCUUCUCUCUGGGUAAGAGCCCAUAUCCUAAUAUUGUGGUGGACACCCGGUUUUACAAGAUGAUCAAAGAUGGAUGCCACAUGUCACAGCCGGACUUUGCCCCUCCAGAGAUAUACACCAUCAUGAAGAUGUGUUGGAACAUGGAACCAACAGUGCGUCCAACCUUCAGUACCAUUGGUCAGCUUAUCCAGAGUCUACUGCCUGACCAGCCAGACCAGACCUACAGGAAUGUGCAGGAUAAGACGCCACAGCAGGAGGCAGGAGAGCAGAGUGACCAAGCUAAGAUUAGUGAGGAUUGUGAUCAGACACUGAACCACGAAGAAGAGGAACAGCCCCUGAUGAUGAGGAAUAACAACUACCAGUUCUGCUGAGAGCACAUCAGGCCAUCCUCCAUUACUAUACGUUCAUAGAUGACUGUCUGCCGGUCAGAGCCAAGAGUUGGAUGGACUAGACACACCAAAUAAUCCAAAUGUCUUGACUCUCACUGUACAGAACAUGGUUUUAGUAUCAUACAGUACCUUUUUUACGAAGUGCAAAGUCCAGUUCCAGUCAGCAACAACCGUUUUAAAAGGAACUAAGCAUGUAUGCCUUGAACAUAUUAUGUACAGAAAAUGACCAUAAACCCCAGACAUUAUUCUACCCAUUUAACUUUUAUAUUUACACAGAUCAAGAUAUUUGACAAACUCUGAUCGGACUGUGACAACUUAAUGCCAGGUAGCUAUGCAUGGGUAGAAAAUCCUUAGGAGAACCCAAGUCAGGGAGAAAAAACAACACAUUACAACCUGUGUGUUGUGAUAUUUGCAUGAUUUGCUCUAUAACCUGUUAGUUCAUAUGCCUUGACACCGUGAUAUAUAGGUCUGAGGCCGAGACAAUAAGAAGACACAGUGAUAUAUAGGUCUGAGGCCGAGACAAUAAGAAGAUACAGUGAUAUAUAGGUCUGAGGCCGAGACAAUAAGAAGAUACAGUGAUAUAUAGGUCUGAGGCCGAGACAAUAAGAAGAUACAGUAAUAUAUAGGUCUGAGGCCGAGACAAUAAGAAGAUACAGUGAUAUAUAGGUCUGAGGCCGAGACAAUAAGAAGACACAGUGAUAUAUAGGUCUGAGGCCGAGACAAUAAGAAGACACCGUGAUAUAUAGGUCUGAGGCCGAGACAAUAAGAAGACACAGUGAUAUAUAGGUCUGAGGCCGAGACAAUAAGAAGAUACAGUGAUAUAUAGGUCUGAGGCCGAGACAAUAAGAAGAUACAGUGAUAUAUAGGUCUGAGGCCGAGACAAUAAGAAGAUACAGUGAUAUAUAGGUCUGAGGCCGAGACAAUAAGAAGAUACAGUGAUAUAUAGGUCUGAGGCCGAGACAAUAAGAAGAUACAGUGAUAUAUAGGCCUGAGGCCGAGACAAUAAGAAGACACAGUGAUAUAUAGGUCUGAGGCCGAGACAAUAAGAAGAUACAGUGAUAUAUAGGUCUGAGGCCGAGACAAUAAGAAGAUACAGUGAUAUAUAGGUCUGAGGCCGAGACAAUAAGAAGAUACAGUGAUAUAUAGGUCUGAGGCCGAGACAAUAAGAAGAUACAGUGAUAUAUAGGUCUGAGGCCGAGACAAUAAGAAGAUACAGUGAUAUAUAGGUCUGAGGCCGAGACAAUAAGAAGAUACAGUGAUAUAUAGGUCUGAGGCCGAGACAAUAAGAAGAUACAGUGAUAUAUAGGUCUGGGGCCGAGACAAUAAGAAGACACAGUGAUAUAUAGGUCUGAGGCCGAGACAAUAAGAAGACACAGUGAUAUAUAGGUCUGAGGCCGAGACAAUAAGAAGACACAGUGAUAUAUAGGUCUGAGGCCGAGACAAUAAGAAGACACAGUGAUAUAUAGGUCUGAGGCCGAGACAAUAAGAAGAUACAGUGGCAGAAUAAAUUCAACCACACCUUUGUUUCAUCACAAAACCUCUGUUUGUGCAACUAGAAAAAAAACAUGUUGACUCACCCUACUUGUAGAGAACACCAAUACCAUCCUCCUCUUUUCCAUGUUGAGGAAACGGUCUAUAACUCUGUCAUACAGUACACGCUUUUAGUUGUUCUAGGCUACCUGGCUAAAAUGUUUGCUCGCUAGUCUAACAAUGACAAUUCAAGUUGUUUCUGUCAAUGACGUUUUGCUGUUGAUGUGAUGUUAUUUGUGUAAAGCAAAUCCAAGCUGG
Oncorhynchus nerka (sockeye salmon) is the source of this 4826-nucleotide messenger RNA. RefSeq names its product macrophage colony-stimulating factor 1 receptor 1-like. The record is from RefSeq and is a predicted model, not a curated record. The coding region runs from base 117 to 3020 and encodes 967 amino acids. Gene Ontology annotation, molecular function: ATP binding; macrophage colony-stimulating factor receptor activity; cytokine binding. Gene Ontology annotation, cellular component: plasma membrane; signaling receptor complex; CSF1-CSF1R complex. NCBI's taxonomy places the organism in Eukaryota, Metazoa, Chordata, Actinopteri, Salmoniformes, Salmonidae. The transcript is spliced from 21 exons. Gene Ontology annotation, biological process: osteoclast differentiation; regulation of MAPK cascade; positive regulation of kinase activity.